This is a messenger RNA of Sphaerodactylus townsendi, 600 nucleotides long. It is a transcript of the gene LEAP2, whose product is annotated as liver enriched antimicrobial peptide 2. The transcript is spliced from 3 exons. The record is from RefSeq and is a predicted model, not a curated record. Gene Ontology annotation, biological process: antimicrobial humoral immune response mediated by antimicrobial peptide; defense response to bacterium. The coding region runs from base 47 to 277 and encodes 76 amino acids. NCBI's taxonomy places the organism in Eukaryota, Metazoa, Chordata, Lepidosauria, Squamata, Sphaerodactylidae.
AUAGGUUCUCUAGACACACUAACCUGAAGAAAGCUAUCCAAAGAUUAUGCAGUGCUUGAAAAUUGCAGCAGUCAUCUUAGCUUGUUCAGUCCUGCUGACUCAGACACACUGCGCUGCGUUGCAUCCACAAAGCUCUCAGCUGACUAGGCUUAAGAGAAUGACACCUUUCUGGAGAGGUGUCACGAGACCAGUUGGAGCACCAUGCAGGGAUGACAGUGAAUGCUUCAGCAGACUAUGCAGGAGUAAACGCUGUUCUGUAGCAAUAUCAGAAGAAUGAUGCUUCACUGUGGAGAAGAAAAUGCUGUUGAUUCAACUCACAAUUUUCCUGUUUGUUUAUUUAUUAUUACCACCCUAGAACCACUGCAUGUAUUUAAAGUUUUGCAAUUCAAACCUCUGAACAGAUGUAAAUGUACUGGCUGGGAGCUGUUUUAGGCUAUACCUCUGUGAGCCUGUAGCCAAACUUUAGUAGCUUAAAUUUAUCUUAGUUUUUAUACUUUGUAUUUUUUUAACAAGACAUUAAAGAGCUCUUUGAGCAACUAUUUAUCUUGCAUAUGAUCAGCCAACUGGAAAUAAACUGAAGGUGCAUGGAGCAAAACUGAA